UCACUCUAUGAUACAGAUCGUUUCACCAUCGAUCACCGUCAGAAGGAACCUGUGAUGGAAGUGGUGGGUGACCUACGAAAGAAAAACUGCACUUCUGUCAUGAGGAACCUCACCAGCCUGUAUUCAGAUCGUUACUACUUCAGGAUUCAAGCUGAGAACUUCAGUGUGACUGGAACAAGAGCUGUGCAUAUAAAUGUGUCAGAUUCCUUGCCUAAGCCGAAUGUGAACGUGCCGGUGCUCAGGGAGGGUGAGGAGGUGAAUCUGACCUGCACUGUUCCAGCUCCCUGCCCCAGUCACCCUCCAAAUGUAAUCUGGGCUCCUGCAUUAGGUGGUGACGUAACACAGAGGACACAGCUGAAUGCUGAUGGGACUCAGACUGUUUCUGCCAUCUUGAAUUUCGUCCCGUCGUUCCACCAUCAUGAGCUGAAAGUGAACUGUGUUUCCAUUCAUCCUCUACACAGAGAGGACAGACCCCUGCUCAGCCACAAGAUGGUCAUCCUCAGUGUGGAGUAUCCUCCUAAGGAAACAUGGAUCUCUCUCACAGGCUUGGUCUGGCUUGGUGAUAAAGUGACCCUCACCUGUCAAAGUAAUGCCAACCCUCCUGCGGUCCACAGGUGGUUCAAGAAGAGAGCAGAUGUAGAGGAAGAACUGGGCAUCUCACAUAUGCUUUCCUUCACUGCGGCCCAAGAGAACACUGGGGAAUACAUUUGUGAGGCACAGAAUAUAUACGGUGCAAUGAACUCCACAAACCUACAGAUCACUAUAAUUGAGCAAGAGACAGCUUACUACAAGCCUAUACGUGACGGCUUGUGA
This is a messenger RNA of Sinocyclocheilus grahami, 813 nucleotides long. Its product is annotated as myelin-associated glycoprotein-like. The record is from RefSeq and is a predicted model, not a curated record. The transcript has 4 exons. The coding region runs from base 55 to 813 and encodes 252 amino acids. Lineage: Eukaryota; Metazoa; Chordata; Actinopteri; Cypriniformes; Cyprinidae.